AAGGUCUGCCACCCACGCAUAAUCACCUUCGCUUUUCUGCCGUGAAAACGGCCUCGAACGGGCCAUUGCCUGGCCUGAACACCGUGCACGCUCGUGACUCGCAGGGGUCCAUGCUGUGGAUUCUGACGAUAUCUGGCUCUGAACCCGGUGCUGAUAGUCUCGUCUGGUCCUAAUAGACGAUCUGGCUCUGAGCAAGAAGAUGACGACGGCAGCAAUGGCAAGAAGAACGGGAAGGGCAAGCGUCGCAAAGUGAAUCAUGCGUGCCUAUACUGCCGAAGAAGCCACAUGACAUGCGACGAAGGUCGACCUUGUCAGCGAUGUAUCAAACGCGAGAUUGGGCAUCUGUGCCACGAUGAGCCACGGCAAUCAUCGUCGCGUUCGGGCGACAAGUCGACCCCUAUCCCAUCCACUGCCGCGACUCCGGGCACGGCUACACCAACAGCCAAUGGAAAUGUGUCCAGGACGCUUUCUGGCACAACAAUGUAUAGUGCAUCGCCGAUGCAAUCGGCGAUGCCUUCGUCAUGGAUGUCAAACGUCUCGACGCAAGGGCAGAGCUCGAGGAACACACUACCAUAUCAGCCAGAAACAGGCGAAUUCUCAGUACUCAGCAACUUUCUCGAGACCCUCGACGAAAGGUCCUUCUUCAAUUCCGUCGGAAACCCACCCACCGUCGGCCCACCAACUCUCGUCAACGGCGCCUCCUUCUCUUCCGCUCCUCUCAGCACAUCUCCAACCGCUAGCUCGGUCAUCCCCGGGCCUCUGGAAUCAUCACCGACACAGCCAUCGCCAUCUUUGACCAACGCCACCACCGCACAGACACCUACAUCUCUCAACACCACUUCAGACACAACUGUGAUCAAAGUCGAGGAUGAUCACCCGCACACGGAGGCUACUCCGGUGGAGGCCAUCUUGCCAGCGGCCACCAAAGCCGAGCGGUUCUUGCUCACUGCGGCGGACCAGGAGGAUGGCUCGCGGGAUCAGCGUCUGAGCAAAGUGAUCAGGAGCAAGUACGAAGCUGGCCUGUUGAAACCAUACAACUAUGUCAAGGGCUAUGCGAGGUUAUCACGGUGGAUGGAUCGAAAUGUAUCUCAGGAGUCGAAGCAGGCGAUACUGCAGCCUCUAUCAAUCGUCAGACCGAAGUUUCGAGCUAUUGCUCAAUCCCUAACGGAUAUCGAUCUUGUCUUCAUUGAAGAGGCGUUCGAGCGGCUCCUGCUCGAUUACGAUCGAGUCUUCUCUGCAAUGGGGAUUCCCGCCUGUCUCUGGCGCCGUACCGGCGAAAUAUAUAAGGGAAACCGAGAGUUCGCAGAACUUGUCGGUGUGGACGGGUAUAUGCUGCGUGACGGCCGACUUUGCAUCUACGAACUUAUGGCUGAGGAUUCAGCGGUAAACUAUUGGGAGAAAUACGGUCACGUUGCUUUCGACUCAAAGCAGAAAGCAGUGCUCACAUCCUGUGUGUUGCGAUAUAAGCCUUUACUCGCCCCGCCAUCGAUGUCGACGAAGAAGCUGCUGGAUGCGGACAUGAUGCCGCCGCAGGAGGAGGGUCUCAUCAACUGCUGCUUCUCGUUCACAAUCCGGAGAGACACAAGCGGUAUACCGAGCAUGAUUGUUGGUAAUUUUAUAAGAUGUUAAUUUUAGGAUUAUCUAUCUGGAUAUAUUGAUUGAAUGUACAAGAUUUCUUCGCGU
This is a messenger RNA of Punctularia strigosozonata HHB-11173 SS5, 1683 nucleotides long. RefSeq lists its product as uncharacterized. The transcript has 8 exons. NCBI's taxonomy places the organism in Eukaryota, Fungi, Basidiomycota, Agaricomycetes, Corticiales, Punctulariaceae. The coding region runs from base 286 to 1629 and encodes 447 amino acids. Gene Ontology annotation, molecular function: RNA polymerase II transcription regulatory region sequence-specific DNA binding. The record is from RefSeq and is a predicted model, not a curated record. Gene Ontology annotation, cellular component: nucleus.